Messenger RNA from Colletotrichum chrysophilum, 2220 nucleotides. RefSeq lists its product as uncharacterized. The coding region runs from base 1 to 2220 and encodes 739 amino acids. NCBI's taxonomy places the organism in Eukaryota, Fungi, Ascomycota, Sordariomycetes, Glomerellales, Glomerellaceae. The transcript has 5 exons. The record is from RefSeq and is a predicted model, not a curated record. Gene Ontology annotation, cellular component: tRNA (m1A) methyltransferase complex. Gene Ontology annotation, biological process: tRNA methylation.
AUGGCAAAACUAGAAACCCUCCCCAACGAGCUGCUCUUCAUCAUCUUGAAAGAUGUCCGAGACAUCCGGGGCCUCGCUUCCCUCGCCCAGAUGAACCGCCGGGACGAAGAGAUCCAGGAGAAACGCCUGGAGAUCAUGGAGAUCGAUAAACGCAUCGACGCCUUCAAGCGUAUUGUUGUGGACCCUCGGCAAGACGCGAAGAGAAUCGUUUAUUUUCAGGAAUAUGGAGCUCUCCACGAGGCGGCCUUCUUUGGACAAUCAGAGACUGUUCGCUGGCUACUCAGCAAUGGAGUCAAUCCUAGGCAGGCAUGCUUCCUUCAGUGUACCUGGAUUUACGCCAGUGGCAACGAGUAUCUCCGUACCUACACCAACGCCCUGCAUCUAGCCUUUGACCUUGGACGUUGGGGUGUCGUGCAGGUCUUUUCCGCCAACAAAGCAGGCCAUGCCAUAAUGUACGACACAUCGAUUUGGGAAGAAGCUAUCCAGGAGGACCAGGCAAAGCCAGCAAUGAAGUUUGCUGUUUCCGUCGCAUCUAGCUGUUUCCAAGACGACGCUGGUCUGCUGAAGCAAAAACCUUCAGAGAAGAGCAUCAUCGACUCCGUCAACUUGCUUCUUGACCCACUGGAUUGUCUUGAAGCACACUGCGACGCCGAGCCGGAAGACAUCAUUCUGUGGAAUGAGCGAAAGCAACGGUUGUUGGAAAAGCAAGAAGGCCAGGUUUUCAAACGCGCCGAAGGAAAAGCGCAACGGAAAGAGAAUCUGUGGGAUUCUCUGCAGGUAAUCGCAGAUCACAAGGCCCAAGAGGUGGCAAAGCAGCACCGCACAGUGAACCGUCGACUACGAGUUGAACUUGUCGCGCAAGAUUUCCGCGACCUCGUUUUCGACAUUCCCAAACCGAAUUUCCACAAUGCCACCCAGACUCUGGCCAUUGAGUCUUCCAAGACACCUCAGUCGACCAUUGUGCCGGUGCGCCAGCUCGGGACGGAACACGAUGUAAUCGUCCUCCGCCAGCGCGGCGACCGCGAAGCCAAAUUCCACCUCUCCCCUCCCCUGCGCAGGGACGGCAAGAUCAAACUCAGCUACGGCGCAAGACUCGACGGCUCAGACGUCAUCGGCAAGACCUUCACCGACGCCGUCAAGGACACCACCGGCCGCGAUGUGAGGCUGCAACAAGUCACCCUGGCGCAAUACGUCUCAAACUCCCCACGGGUCGCGACGCCGAUCUACCCCCAAGACGCCAGCAUGAUCGUCUCCAUCCUCGACCUCAACCUGCCGUCCCCCGGCGAGGACCCGGACUUUGACGACGGCCCGCCGGUCGAGAUCUUCGAGGCCGGCACCGGCAUGGGCGCGCUGACGCUGCACCUCGCGCGGGCGAUCCACGGCGCGAACCCGCCUGUGCCGCUGAAGCUGCGCGAGGCGCUGUGCACGGCGGAGUACGAGAGGAACACGCUCCCGCGGAAGCCUGCGGCGGACGACGAUGCGCCGGAAUAUGCGCACUCGGCGCACGCGCUGCAGAUCGCUGACCCGGAACUCGCCGAGAUGCACGCGAAGCACGCCGCCAGCCGCCGCGCGAUUCUCCACACCCUGGAUAUCAAUCCGACGUCGAGCCGCAUGGCCCACAAGCUCGUCAGGUACUUCCGGCGCGGCCUGUACCUCUCCGACGUUGACUUCCACGUCAGCACGAUCCGGUCGUACCUCUCGUCCCGCCUCGCCGAGAAGGGGGGGGAGCCGUUCCUCGCGCACGUCAUCCUGGACCUGCCGGCGUCGCAGGAGCACGCGGACGUCGCGGUGCAGGCGCUGCAGCCCGGGGGGAAGAUGGUCGUGUUUUACCCCUCCAUCACGCAGAUCCUCGAAUUCGAGAUGUGGGCCAAGGAUACGGGCCAGCCGCUGGUCCUGGACCGCGUCGUCGAGCUGCACACGUCCACGUCCAACAGCGAUUCCGGGUUCAAGGAUGCCCUCGGCGGAAGGAACUGGGAGGUCAAGGCCGUCGGCAUCCGCAAAUUCGAGCGGGCCGGGGAGACGGGGCCCGUGUCGAGGGGGUAUGUCUGCAGACCCAAGGUCGGCACCCUCGUUGUCGGAGGUGGCUUCUUGGCUGUGUUUAGCAGGAUAACAAAGAAGUCUUCUGUUGAGGAGGUGGUGGAGGAGGUUGAACAAACAGAGUCUGAAGAGGCUGAGACGACUGAACAGCAAUCCGAGGAGGACGCUACAAGGCCCCAGUGA